Molecule: messenger RNA, 3138 nt
Organism: Wyeomyia smithii (pitcher-plant mosquito)
Lineage: Eukaryota; Metazoa; Arthropoda; Insecta; Diptera; Culicidae
Exons: 9
Coding region: 463-1965 (500 amino acids)
Biological process (GO): regulation of translational initiation
Cellular component (GO): cytosol
Molecular function (GO): protein binding; translation activator activity; RNA binding
Source: RefSeq, a predicted model, not a curated record
UGGCUAAACCCCCAACAAUCUCUAGCUCUCAGUAGCGACAUCGCAAAUUUAUCUAAAUUGCUCCAAGUUCACAAUCACUCAUGCAAAAAAGCGGAAACAUGGUAAAAGCCGGCCGUGGUAAUAAAAGUCAUGUUUUUGAGUUUUCCGCUCAGCGGAAGCAGUGUUAUGCCAGAAAUUUUCGCCAGUAUCUUUGGUGUGUAAAAAAAAGUAGUUAAGCUCGUGGUGUGCGUUAGCUCUAAUAUUAAAUUUGUGUUUACACGCGGCACUAGCAGUGCGGAGCCAAGAACGGUGGUAUUCCUGAUUUAAACAUCUGUGCGACGUGAGGCGAAUUUCAUAUUAUUGUGAUCGAUUCUGAUCGCGAAGAAAACCUGCGAGGAAGGAAAACGACCAAUAGAUAGAAACAAAUGUACCAAAGUUUCACGGCAGUAUAAGUAGCAGACGAUUUUCUAACGUGUGAUAAUAAUGACCGAACAAAACGAUAAAAGAGCAAUUAAAAUGCAAGAUAUGUACAUAUCCCCAGGAAUCUCAAGAGAACGGAGUUUCAUAAGAACUUCCAAUCAACAGGUAAUGGAUAUGAACGCCAACAAACGACGCAGUCUAGCGUUCAGCCAAAGCCAGGCAAUGCAACACGCCCAACAGCAGCAACAGUUGCGUGGUAAGCCACCGCUGGAAAUCUAUCGUCCGCCAAAUGUUCGUCUGGAUGGGCUUCCGAAUCACAACAAUAAACUAAAUGUACAUGCUCAGGAGUUCCAGAUGAAUAACAUGACUGACAACCGCAUACCACUGCAGAAUUCCCGAUCAAUCAAUAUCUACAGUAAUUCUCUGCAACAAUCGAAGUCAAAUCUUGGUAUGCAAUUGAAUCUACAUCCCCGGCCCCAUCAGAUGCAGCUGGGUAACAUCGGCAGUCCGCACCGUGGACCAAUAAUGAUGUCAUCCCACCCAAUGCAACACGUCGGAGUGCAGUUGCAAUCCUCCCACAUGCCGCUUGUUAAUUCACCGUCUAGCGGUAACAUUUUGCACUCAGGACCACGAGUAAAGUUUGCCCCGGAACCAAUACUCCACAGCGCGCACGCGAACAAUAGCUUCCAAUCCCAAAACGUCGUCCUCAACAACAGCAGCAACAAUUCUCAGCCAGCAAUGCUUCAAAGCAAUCAAAACAAUAGCUCGGUUAACAAUGCGAUGAACAUUACACCUCUGCAGCGUUCCAAAUCGCUUUCGUCGGCCGAUACCCUGACACGUGGCCUGGCUGGUUUGGGACUUGCUGUUGGUCCCGAGGCAAACGAUAUUGGCCAGUUUCCACCGGAAAUACAGAUCAUAGUCCAAAAAGCGGCGGAAGAUCCCAAUCAGCUGAACGCCCGCUGCCUGAUGGAGCUGGCAACACAGUUGAUGCACCGAGCAGUCGAUGGGCGAAGAUUUGCGUUACCCAUCUCUCGGUUAUGCAUCACAAUAAUCGCAAAAGAAGCAAAAGAGACAUUUUUAGAAGCCCUGCUGAACACUUGCCGUCAAUGGUAUCAAGAGCGUGACAAGGUGUUGGGGCCAGUAAUAAACAUUAAAAAUCCAGCGCGGCCGCGCUUCACGGCCUUCAUGGCUUUCCUGACGGAAAUGUUCUGCCAGUUGAAACGUCGUCAAUUGCAGCUUCGCACGGAAUGCGAUGGCGUUCCCCCACCGUUGGUGCUGUUAACCGUGCUGGGCAAAUGCUGUGAGGAUUGUGUCAAACCGCCCGUUCGAUCGCUUUCCGAGAUCGAAUGUCUUUUCUUCGUUCUGACAUGCAUUGGAAGAGAUCUGGAAAUGCAUCUACCACAACAGCUGGAAACGCUACUGGCCGCGGUUCGUGAUGCAUUCCUGAAUUCUUCUGCCUCAGCUCCAGCAAUACGCCGCACGCUGCUGCAGUUGAUUGAACUACAGGCAUCCCGAUGGCAACUUCCGGGCAACACUGUGCUUUACUAUUACCCAUCAUCGAAGUAAACUUCAGGGUAACCAACGCUGUCAACUAGCAAGAAACGUCACUAAGCUGUUUAUUAAACCUAAAUCACCGGAUGAUUUGAUGGUCUGCCAGUCUGGUUGGAUAAAGCACACGAAGUUUCCUGUCGUUACCUUUUUGUCUCGAGAUUACCACAAUCGUUAUUACACUAACCCCGCAAAGAUGUUGGAGAAUGGAGAACUUUUUGUCGAACAAAAUAAAAACGAACGAAACCCUCUGGAAGCGAAGAAUACAUUGUUACAUAAAACGACACGAUCAGACUACAUUCCAUCAAAACAAAACAAAAAUGUUGACUAACCUUCCAAGGGCAGUAGCUAAUAACGUUUAUUUGUCGUUGCUAAACGGCAUUUAUUCUGAUUAUUAAUUAUACUUAUUUUUCGAACCCUUGAAAAUAUGUAGUUAUAAAAUAAAGUCGUAAUUUCUCAGAAUUUGAUACGAAACGAUAUGCAUUAUUUGCAAGUUUGAUAAAAGCUCAGUUUUUUGAUGGAAGUAAUCUAGACUAAAAAUGCAUACACUGUAUAUCAUCAAAAAAAGUAAACUAGUCAUUUAUUAUUAUUCUUUAGCGUAGAGUUUAAAGUGCGCUAUCAAAUAUACAUUUGUCAUGAUAACGGUACUCAACACUGACUGACUAACAUCCUCGUUUUGCAUCGCUUUCGUAGUUUAUAUAACGCACAAGACAAACGCACUCAAUAAAAGCAACAAUGGCAAAAAACGUGCUAUAAUCGAUGCACCAGCUGCAUUGAAAGGCAAUGGGCCCGAACAGGGGUCUAGACUAUAUAACAUUAACUUAUUUAAUUUAUUUCAUACGCAUGGUUUGGCUAAUCGGGUAAAAGCGGAACAAUCUAAAGUCAGCAGUUAGCUUAUGAUUAUGAUUAUGAUGAUGAUGAUAACAAAUACCAUGUGCUUCUAAUGGCGCAAGGUAUCUUGACAAAGUAUGUAAAGGCUUUUGAUUGAUGGAAAGAUGUGUUACAUAAUUGCAUGGGAAGUAUUCACAGCGCUGAUUUUAUGAAACGGUUAUGCUCCAAAGAGGUAAUUCAAUUGUUGCAAGUUAUAUUGUUUCCGCUUUAAAACUAUCACCUGAACACAAUACAGACUAGCUUGUGUAGUUACAUAUGUGUCAUAGAAUUUUUUAAUAAAUUAUCAUUUGUUGGCAUUGA